Molecule: messenger RNA, 1387 nt
Organism: Stylophora pistillata
Lineage: Eukaryota; Metazoa; Cnidaria; Anthozoa; Scleractinia; Pocilloporidae
Source: RefSeq, a predicted model, not a curated record
UCUAUCUCCACUUUCAUUCCUCUUCUGUAUUCUAUGGUAUGUUAAUUAGAUUUGGUCUAUUUCAUUCCAGUAUAUGGUCUUAGGCGGACAGUAUGCGUCAGGGAACUGCAUUGGUUUUACCAGUGGUCAUCUUCUUUAUUGUAGGAUCGAAUAUCCCUUAUAGUUCUAACGCUGGCAUAGUAACGGGGAAAGAUAACAAGGAACAGGAGAAGGAACUCCAAAGUAAAAAGCAGUUUAGAAGAGGAAUUGGUGAGGAACUUAACAAUUUGAAAGACAAAGCAAACCAGGCGAGUUCCGUCUACAAGUGGCUAAAGAGAAACUGGCAAAAACUAUUUGUGAUCGUCGUUGCCAUAUUUUCAUUGCUGGUAGUUCUGGGGAUCUACAGAAGAUGUUUCUCUGAUUCUGGUUCUGGCGGAGACGAUGAACAACCAAAAGUAGUCGUCGUAAAAAUGCUCAAUCAAGAUCACAAGGAGAGAGGCACAAUAAGGCAGGCAAAUGUGACCGAGGGGAGUUCUAUCGGAAAUGAAAAUGAUGGAAAGAGGGAAACCAGUUCUGCGCAUGGGAAUAAUAGCACUGGUCACAAAGGAGAGGCUAACAAUUCAAAAGUGGCCGAAAAAUCGGCCUCAAGAGGCCGAAAAAUUCCGAUAGAAUCGUCUUCGGUUUCAAUAAUAACCAAAACUAAACAGCAUGAGAAGAAUAAGGAACUUACAUAUCUUCGGACAUUAUCUUCAAAACCCGAUUUAAAUGAGCUCACUUCUCAUAUAUGUGCUCUGGAUGGUAUUCCUGUUUCUGGAUACGCCACAUUUCAGCAAACUGAUUAUUACAAACUCUAUCACUAUUUCAAACAAUAUAUCUCCAAAGAAAAAAGUGCUAAAGGCCAACUCAGUAUGCAUCCAAUCAGAGUCUGCCAGGGAAGUACGUGUGAUGGACCUUUCCCAUUCUAUGAAAACAUAGCGCUCGUAAAGAACGUGGUGACGUCACUGAUGAUGAAAUAUUAUGAUGCCUACAUUCCCACUGCUGAAACUAACACCGACUUACCGCUGACUGUAUCGCCAUAGAGAAGAGCGUAUGCGUAUCAUUUGUAAAGUUAAGUAGGAAGGGUCGUUUAGCUAUAAUCAGUUACAUCAUUACGCGGAUAAAAGGGUGCCGCAUGAUAUGGUUGUAACUGGCUUCUUUCAAGCAGGUCGGUGUUUUAUCUCUGAAUAAAUCUCGUCGGAUACUUUUUGUUUCCUUAUCCGGUUAACAGGAAUAAAAGUUCCAUCGAUGUUAACCUAGUCUAGACACCGAGGAAUUUCGAAUAACAUAUGCAGUACAUAACCGACUGGCUAUUAUCUGGAUGAACCACUGAUGUUGUGCUAUGGUAAUAUUGACACAGAACUUGAAAUAA